AUGGCGCAUUACCGGCGCCGCGGCUGCCUGCGCCGUGCCCUCACCAUCGCCGGCGGUGUGUCGGCCGGCCUCCUCCUGCUCGCCGGCGGCCAUACCUACGCCCACGGCCAGCUCUUCUCGCCGGGCUUGCUGCCCCUCGGCCUCGGCGCCGACCGCUCGCCGUCCUUCGCCCCGCCGCCCUUCGCUCUCUCGCCGCUGCCGCCCUACCUCCUCUCAGACUCGGAGGCCGACGCCUCGCCCCCGCAGCCGGAAGCCAACCUCCCGCGGCGCCUUCUGCCCCUCCACCGCACGCCGCCGCCGCCGCCGCCCUCACCCUUCCUGGGCUUGGACUCGGAGGCCGAUCGCUCGCACGACGACGCGGACGCAGUCUUGCUCCCGGACUGGGAGGUUCUUGUCCUGACUGACGCUGAGCCUGGCGCCAAGGCGACGUGCGCCUUCCAGGGUGGAGCGUCGUCCCCGGCGAGCGCGCUCGGGAGGCUGCCGGGGACGGGCCGCCACGCCUACAUCUGCCCAAUGCGUGAGCCUGCCCGGAGCCUCCAGCCGCUCCAAGCGCCCGUGCUGCUCCCGACCUCGGCUUCCUCUGCCGAUUGCCCUGGCCGCGCAUUGCUGAACUGGACCGGCCGGAUCGCGUUCAGCUCUGCAACACUCGACAGUGGCGAUGUUCUUGUCUUUGCAAAGGGCGUCAACCAUGUUGCUGGCGGUGUCCAAUGCCUGUAUCGCUACUGCGGCGAGACCCAUGCCGUGGUGGCCUCCUUCCCGGCCAUCACGUCCGUACAGCAGGUUACCCGGUGCCCCGCUCCACCGAUCCAUCUGAACUCUAGGAACACAGAGUUCCGUGUCACCGUGGCAGCCACGGGCGAGGAUCCAAUCCCGACACUCGUGACUUAUCGUCCCCGGCAGAGUGAAAGUGGCUCGCUGGUGGCACCGGAAAAGAACCUGAUUUGUGCAUGCACCAUGAUCCACAACGUCUCAAAGUUUCUUCGCGAAUGGGUGCUGUAUCAUGCCGCUAUCGGGGUGGACCACUUCAUCCUGUAUGACAAUGGAAGUAAGGAUGACUUGGCAGAUCAAGUCGCUCAGUUGAGGUCCGCUGGAAUCAAAAUCUCUACCGUGCCUUGGCCAUGGAUCAAAAUGCAGGAAGCCGGCUUCUCCCAUUGUGCUGCAACGCACCAGAGCUCUUGCAGGUGGAUGGCCUUUAUUGACGUCGACGAGUUCGUUUUUUCGCCCAACUGGGAACGAUCUGAGAAACCGUCAAAAUCGAUGCUUGAAGAGAUUGUUCAGGUUGAUCCAGAUGUCGGGCAGGUAUAUCUGUGGUGCUUUGAUUUUGGCCCCUCUGGCCAAACAUCACACCCACAGGAGGGUGUCAUCCAAGGAUACACAUGCCGUCUGAAGAGGUUUCUACGGCACAAAUCGCUGGUUCUGCUUGCUGCAGUGGACCAUUCUUUGGAGAAUGCAAUUCACCACUUCACACUGAAGGCUGGUUUCAAAAGUAUACGGAGCAUGCAGGCACGUGUGAACCAUUAUAAGUACCAGGCGUGGACCGAGUUCAAGCAUAAGUUCAAACGACGAGUGUCCGCCUACGUGGCUGACUGGAGAGAUCCAAUCAACCUUGAGUCCGCUGACCGGGCCCCCGGCUUAGGUGUUGAUGGAGUCGAACCGGUUGAUUGGGCUCAAAGGUAUUGCGACAUCAAGGAUAACCUGCUUCAGAAAUUGAGCUCAAGAUGGUUCGGUAACGGAUUGGGAAGUCCGGGAUCUCAGGAUACUUAG
This is a messenger RNA of Triticum dicoccoides, 1764 nucleotides long. Its product is annotated as glycosyltransferase family 92 protein Os08g0121900-like. The transcript has 2 exons. Gene Ontology annotation, molecular function: glycosyltransferase activity. Lineage: Eukaryota; Viridiplantae; Streptophyta; Magnoliopsida; Poales; Poaceae. The record is from RefSeq and is a predicted model, not a curated record. The coding region runs from base 1 to 1764 and encodes 587 amino acids. Gene Ontology annotation, cellular component: cytoplasm.